AUGGUCAGUGGGAAAAUGGCGGAUUUUACUAUUAUGGCUGCGAUUGCCACCAACCUGAUGUCCGGUGUCCAUGUGUGCCGACAGUUGUGGCUUGGAGCCACACUCACACCACUCGGUUCCGUGAAAACUGUCACAGACAACGUGCAUUUUCGUCUUGGUCGAAUGACCAUUCACUGGACAUGUCGACCGUUCUACAUCAUCCUAUGUUUUCUGACUAUCGUGUUACUUCCCAGCGGUGUUCUAUUGGCAGGUACCCGAAUCCCAAAUCAGUCUAUCUUGAGCGAAGACCACAUGGAGUUCGCGAACGUUUCUUGCAAUGUGAUUCCAGAUUUUGAACAUAUGUAUCUGUUUUUCCCAACCAUAGCUGUACUGUUACUCGGUCAGUUGAUAUGUCUCGCGGUAGCAGCAAAAAUGCGUUACAUGGAACGCCAGGACGGCUUCUUACUUGCUCAUCUGCCACAUUUGAAUGCGCGAUUAUGGAUCACGGUCAAAUUGGCUGCAACCUAUUGUUUAAUAUGGACAAUGGCAUUCUUGGCGAUUUUCUACGCUUCAGUUGCAUUGUGGCAUGUUUUCACGCUGCUUUGUAGCCUACAAGCGAUCUACGUGACUGUGAAUUCCAUAUUUAGUCGCCCGGUUCUGGAUCUGAUCCAUCAGUGGCACGAAGAUAAGAUGGAAGAUUUGAAAGCUGAACAAGCGUUUGUUUGUCGACCGCUGAAACGUACCACAGUUGUCCAACCACGUUCACAUAAUACCCACACCACAGGAUUGGUCACCACAACCAACCCGACUGCUCGAAUCACACAAGCGAACAAUGUAAACUCCAUGCCGAAACAUUCCACGACAUUGGCGAAUAUGUAG
This is a messenger RNA of Echinostoma caproni, 858 nucleotides long. The record is from the annotation of a GenBank genome assembly. NCBI's taxonomy places the organism in Eukaryota, Metazoa, Platyhelminthes, Trematoda, Plagiorchiida, Echinostomatidae.